AUGUUCGGAGACGUAGCGCAGCCGGAGGAGUACCAAACAGUGGAGUUCACUGUUUAUAAAAGUGCAAAGGUCAUGAGCCCUCCCGAUAUGCCUGACUAUAUGCUUGACUACACUAUAGCAAAGGCGAAGGAGCUUUUGGAGGGCGACAACGGCUCGAAUGCUCAGGAAGUUGCAACAGCGCUCAAGAGGGAUUUAGAUGAGAAAUGGCAGCCAUGCUGGUACGCGUUAGGAAGCCCAAACACCUUCCUCAUGUAA
Messenger RNA from Eimeria mitis, 255 nucleotides. Its product is annotated as dynein light chain type 1, putative. NCBI's taxonomy places the organism in Eukaryota, Apicomplexa, Conoidasida, Eucoccidiorida, Eimeriidae. Gene Ontology annotation, cellular component: dynein complex. The coding region runs from base 1 to 255 and encodes 84 amino acids. The transcript is spliced from 2 exons. The record is from RefSeq and is a predicted model, not a curated record. Gene Ontology annotation, biological process: microtubule-based process.